AUCUUAAAGUCUAUGGACGACAAGGAGGUCGUAGCUGUAAUUCUACUAGACCUUUCUAAAGCAUUUGACAGUAUCGAUCAUGUAUUGCUUCUAAAAAAGCUCCAAGUAUUGGGAGUGUCCGAUGACGCUUUAUGUUGGUUUAAAAGUUACUUGACAGGACGACAGCAG
This is a messenger RNA of Paramuricea clavata, 168 nucleotides long. NCBI's taxonomy places the organism in Eukaryota, Metazoa, Cnidaria, Anthozoa, Malacalcyonacea, Plexauridae. The record is from the annotation of a GenBank genome assembly.